AUGCCCCACAUAUAUGGAAAGACAGUUUUUAAACUAUGACUUUAUUAAAUUAGAGCACUCAUCAGCCCUUCCUUUUAGCUUCUAUUGAUGACCCUGUUGACGAAGCUUCCACUGAAGUGGUCAACAUUGAUGUGUCUCACUUAAAUGGUUCAAAUGAAAGCCAAGAUGAUGACUCAGCAGAACUGGUGAGGCAAUUAGAGGCUGGUUCAAAUAAAGAUUUAAAAGUAGUGCACCUGACUUUAAUUGUGAUUUUAAGCUUCAAGAAGGUGAUUCUGACCUAAAUAGAAAUACAGCCAAGCUCUGUUCUAUUUUUGAGUCAUUUAACAUGUGAAACAUAGUGUCAUAUAAUACAAGGAUAACACCCACAUCAUGUACUUUGUUAGACCUUUUUGUAACAACAAGAAGAGACCUAAUCAGCGAGUCAGGAUUAUAUCCAUUGGAGAUAUCACAUCAUAAUCUAGUUUAUGUUACAAUGAAAUUAAAGAACAAAAGACCACCUCUAAAUUGCAUUAAAAUGAGAGAUUACAAGAGACUUGAUCAGGAUAAAUUUCAGUCUGAUAUCGAAUCUGCACCAUUUCAUAUUGGAUCAAUCUUUGACAAUGCAGACACCAGGCUUUGA
Messenger RNA from Pocillopora meandrina, 619 nucleotides. Lineage: Eukaryota; Metazoa; Cnidaria; Anthozoa; Scleractinia; Pocilloporidae. The record is from the annotation of a GenBank genome assembly.